GAGGAGGAGGAGUAGUUCUUACCGUGCUGAGAGCAGAGACAGAGGCAUUGGGACUGUGCGACUGCGAACUGAGAGAGUGACAUCAACGGGAGAGAGUAUCUGCUGAAAAGAGACAGCACGAUCCCGAGGCUGCUGAGCUCUUGAGUGCCCCUUAUUGGUAACCUCUCCUUUGCUGACUAAAUGGAUGCCUGGACACUCAAGAGAAAGUGACAUGCUGCCCUGGAAAUGUGCAGAGGACAAGGAAGUAAAGACAAUUGUGUUGCUGUAUCCCAUUGAACUGUGGCUCAAGCUCUACAACACAGACAUUAGCCAGAAGCAAAAACAAAUUUAAUUUAAAGAACUGUUAAGCUCUGAUUUUAACUGGAAACUGUCAAGAAGAAUGUCCCAAAAUCUAUCUCCGUGCAAGGUUUCCGAGGUGCCCAUUACUAAGAUGGAAGAGGAUUGUGAGGAGGAGGAAGCUUUUCAGUUUAGGGCGGGUUUGAACCACAUCAAACAGGAUGCUGAUAGCUCACCUCCAGAUUCAUGUCAAAUAUCUCAACAGAAAAGUGGCCCUUCUGGAUUCAGUAUGGAUGACAAUCUGGAGCUCAGUAGAACAAUGAGAGAUGCAAUGCCAGCCCUAGAGAAGUUGCUGUCCAGUGACUGGAAAAACAAACUAAACAGCAGCGAUGUAAAAGGUACCCAAGAGAGUCUGGCAGAAAAGGAGCUGCAGCUGCUUCUAAUGAUCCGGCAGCUGACAGGGCUGAGGGACCAGCUGCUGAGCGCGCAUUCCGAGCAUAGGAAUAUGGCAGCCAUGUUAUUUGAAAAACAGCAGCAGCAGAUGGAGCUGGCAAGGCAACAGCAGGAGCAGAUUGCAAAACAGCAGCAGCAGCUCAUUCAGCAACAGCACAAGAUCAACUUAUUGCAACAACAAAUCCAGCAGGUAAAUAUGCCAUAUGUCAUGAUCCCAGCAUUUUCUCCUGCUCAGACCAUGCCUUCUGACCCCCAAAUGACGAUGCCUAUUCAGCCUAUUCCUUGCAAGCCAGCGGACUUUCCAGUGCAGAUUCGUCAUAAUUCCCCAACAACGAGAGCUCCCACUGGCAAAAACCAGGAAUCCUCACAACCCCUAAACUUAACAGCAAAGCCUAAAGGUUCAGACCUGUCUCCCACUACUAGCGCUUCUCCUGGGUUCAAAACAUCCCCAGGGGGUUGUCAGGGAGGGGGAAUCGGGGACACUUCAACCAGCCCACAGAGAGCAGCUUUACCCCUGGGGUUCCUUGGCGAAGGAGAUGCAAUAACCAAAGCAAUACAGGAAGCGCGACAGCUUCUCCAUAGUCAGAAUACAGCACCAGAAAGCCAUGAACAAAGCUACAGGCAGGAGAUGUCAGACUCCCUGCUAGAUAAUGACUUGCAGGAUGAGGCUUCCCUUAUCCAGGACGAAUCUCUCCUCAGGUGCAAUUUGGACAUUGAUGGAUCCCGCCAUUUCUCAGAGGGACGGGGAAAUCAUAUUAAACGACCAAUGAAUGCAUUCAUGGUUUGGGCAAAGGAUGAGAGGAGGAAAAUCUUGCAGGCGUUUCCUGACAUGCACAACUCCAGUAUUAGCAAAAUAUUGGGUUCAAGAUGGAAGGCUAUGAGUAACUCUGAGAAACAGCCUUACUAUGAGGAGCAAGCACGACUUAGUCGACAACAUUUGGAGAGGUAUCCAGAUUAUAAAUACAAACCACGGCCCAAGCGCACUUGUAUUGUAGAGGGGAAGCGACUGAGAGUAGGUGAAUACAAAGCCCUGAUGAAGAACCGAAGGCAGGAACCAAGACAGGGCUUCAUUUUCUCGCCUCAAGGUUCCAUGGCGAAUCCACCCUCACCAACUGGGUACCAGUCACACUCCAUAGGUGGGGCUCUCUCCCACAUGCCCCCCUCUGACCUCUACCCUUCUAAGGAUUCCAACAUGCCAAUUAUUCUCAGCACUCAAACCUUGCGAACCCAAGACCCACAGGGGACCAUAGGAAGGGGCCAUAAUAUCUGCAGUGACUCUGAGGACUCUGGGAAGAGCGAUGGUGAACUGGUUGUAAUCACAGACUAAAUCAUACAUAAUAAGGGGCAAAGGACUUCCAUGUUCUGGAGAACGUGUACAUAAGACCAGAGAAUAUCCCCUUACAAAGAUCUCUCUAAUCUAGAGGUCUGACAUUAGAAACCUCAACUUGCAGUUUGCCAACUUGAAACCCUACCAGCCCCUCCCUUUAAUCAUCUUUUCACUAGACCGGUUUUCUGUGGACAGUCUUGUAGGAUGUUCAUAGAGAAAUGUACUGUAGAAAAUAGGGAGGGGUUUAACAUUUCCAUAUAAAUUAUCUGGAAUCAAAGUUAUACCAGAACUUCUCUAGAAAGGUCGUUCUUUGGGAAUUCUCUUUCUAAAAGAGUUUAUCGUGAGAGGUAUACUACCAGAUCUCAAUUGUCAGUGACAUUAAUUUCUCUGGGACUGAAAAACGUUGAGAUGUAGUUAUUGUUCUACACAUUAGAGGAAGAAGACGUGGAUGAAGAAAUAGUUUGGAGGGCUAGGAAAGGACAGUUUUCCGUCUACAUUUCUCCCUUAAAUACAGAGGAACACAUUGGUCUUGGAUUCUUUAAUCUUCAGUUCUCCAUUAAGUAACAACCAUUCAGGCUGGAGGACACAAUAGGGUGUGCAGUGGUCUUUUAUAUACACCCAAAGUGCCUUAUUGUAUGAACUAAACGGAAUAUGGAAAAUCCCUUCUACUUCCUUCAUUCAGCAUUCUCAAACCUCAUGAGAGUCACACAGCUAAACAUAUAUAUUUUUUAUAACUGUAAAUAUAGGUUAUAGAAUUUUUUUUUUUUUAUUUUGUUAAAGAGAAAGUAAUUUAAACUUGAAAUAUCUUCCCUUUCCCUUUACUGUGCAGGAAUAAAAUUAAAUAAAUCUUACUGUGCGUGACAA
Messenger RNA from Bombina bombina (fire-bellied toad), 2920 nucleotides. It is a transcript of the gene SOX13, whose product is annotated as SRY-box transcription factor 13. Gene Ontology annotation, biological process: cell fate commitment; regulation of transcription by RNA polymerase II. Lineage: Eukaryota; Metazoa; Chordata; Amphibia; Anura; Bombinatoridae. Gene Ontology annotation, cellular component: nucleus. The coding region runs from base 380 to 2056 and encodes 558 amino acids. The transcript is spliced from 16 exons. Gene Ontology annotation, molecular function: RNA polymerase II cis-regulatory region sequence-specific DNA binding; DNA-binding transcription factor activity, RNA polymerase II-specific. The record is from RefSeq and is a predicted model, not a curated record.